This is a messenger RNA of Salvelinus sp. IW2-2015, 1569 nucleotides long. Its product is annotated as tubulin-specific chaperone C. NCBI's taxonomy places the organism in Eukaryota, Metazoa, Chordata, Actinopteri, Salmoniformes, Salmonidae. The record is from RefSeq and is a predicted model, not a curated record. Gene Ontology annotation, molecular function: tubulin binding. Gene Ontology annotation, biological process: post-chaperonin tubulin folding pathway; tubulin complex assembly. Gene Ontology annotation, cellular component: cytoplasm.
CCACAAGAGGGGAGGGAUUUAUCCAAUGAGAAGGCCGUUUGUUACGAAGCGACAUUAUCUCUUCCGCAUUUGCCGAUACAAACAACAUAAACGAGAAUAUGGAUGUGGAGAGUGGUAUUUGUCAGGGAAACGGAGACUCUGGUCCGAGUGAGUUCGGCGUGAAGAUCCCCGAGAGGAUGCUGAAACGGGAACAGGAUAGGCUCGAGGACGUGGAGAGAAAGAAAGAGGUGAAAAAGAGCCAGUCUGUCACGGAGGAGAAGAGUGGGUUCUUCACCGCGACGUUCGGCAGCGAAAGGGCGGCUAUCGAGAAGUUACUGGCUGGUUGCUCGGGGGCUACUGACCGUGUCCUGGCCACCAACACCUUGGAGGAGGUGACUACUAAAACACAACAGCUCCAGAAGUUUCUAAACGACAGCAUGGUGUUUUUACCGCAGUACGAGCUGAGACAGGCACAGGUGGCGCUCCAGAAACUACAGAACUCUCUGGCCGAGAAGAGAGAUGAGAUUCUCCCCAAGAAGAAGUUCGCCUUUAGGUCGCGUGCAGCAAAUACACCCAAAGUAGAUCCACCUGUCGCGGACCCAAUGUCACCUGUAACGCCUAAGGAUUCUAGCCGAACUAAAGUGGACGGAGCCAUAAGCCCCCCAGAGCAGUGCGGCUUCUCCCACUUCGAGUCCCAGGUGCUGACCAAGACAGGGGAGGAGAUCAAACAACAGGAUGUUCUCCUGACCCACCUGACCAAUUGCAAGGUCAGACUCCUGGGYUCCCCCAGCACCGUCCACAUCAAACACGUCCAGAACUGUGAGAUCUUCUCUGGGCCGGUCUCCAGCUCUGUAUUCGUCGACCACUGCACCGGCAGCACCCUCUCCUUCCCCUGCCAGCAGCUACGGACUCACCACACUACUGACACACAGGUCUAUCUGCACGUCACUAGCCGUGCCAUCAUAGAAGACUGUCAAGGGGUGUGCUUYGCCCCCUUUGCCUGGUCCUACCCGGGUCUGGACCAGGACUUUAAGGUGUCUGGUCUGGACCGGGAGAGGAACAACUGGAACCAGGUGGAUGAUUUUAACUGGCUAGCCAUAGGGACCCAAUCACCUAACUGGUGUGUCAUCCCAGAAGCUGAGAGAAGAACUGAAUGGGACUCCUAGAGACAUAAAUAAAGAGCCUGUCAAUCAAACAAAUGAAUAGUGUUUUCUUAUUUUCUAGAAUUUAUGUAGUUGACUUUGCAACAACAACAACAAUCACUCAGUCCUGAUGGUGACAAAGCCUUAUGUGACUAAUGCUGAUGGGUUGUUUCAUAAUGUCCUGACAGGAGUGUGUGUKKUUACGCAUUGCUGCUUUCUCACUACCCUACUCUGAGCAGUACAAUUAGAACGUUAACCACAGGUAAUGUCACUAACACAGUUUGUUACACGUUCAUUUAAUCAGAAAGGACCACCUUAGUCCUUUWAAAAAAUAUAAUAGCCACACCAUGUUUUCAAAACCCAUUUCUUUCACUGUUCUCUCAUCUGUGGAAGUGGUCUUGGUGAGUGUUAGUAAAGAUGUAAAUAAAGGGUUUGGUUGACAAACCAA